GCCCUCAUGCCGAUAAUAGACACUUCCUCUGAACGCGGUCAUGUGACCUACAUGUCCUUGGUGUAGGUACUUUGACAUGUGAGCUGCAGAAACAUGUCUUUCCCUAAAAAACCCGGUGGUAAAGGGUUAGACGCUUUGCAGAAUCUGCCGCGAAUAAGUUUAGCAAACUUGCGGCCUGAACCGGGAUCUUUUAGGCGGGUAAGUUAUUUUUUCUUUACUCUAUCUGUAAGCAAUAGCGGCACAUCUUAGCUGGCGUUGCUAGUUAGCCUGCUGUGUUAGCACGUUGAGGCUGAUGCUAACUGGCUUGUUGACAGGUGUUGUGAAGAUUCCUGCAACCCAAAAGACUAAUGCUUGUUUGAUUAUAGGAAAAGAAGCGGGGUAGAGGACAACAUGGCGGAAACAGGAGCGGCAGAGGGCACAAAGGAGAGCGGCAGAGAGGGAACAGACCUCGGCUUGGGUUUGAGGGGGGUCAGACACCCUUUUACCUAAUUGUCCCAAAAUACGGCUACAAUGAGGGACAUAGGUAAAGACUUGUCACUCUGUUCUCAAAACUAUUAAGUAAAACUACAGGUUUUUCGCUUCUGAAAUGUAUAGUUUGAUAUAGGGCUGGGCGAUAUGGGAAAAAGUUUAUCACCAUAUAUCUUUUUCAUAUCACAUGAUAUUGAUAUAUAUCACGAUAUAAAGAAUAAAGUUUAACAGUGUUUACUGGUAUCAUGUCUUUGGCAAUAUAAUAAGCGACUGCAUCUGUGAGGUUUACGUGUCUCUUAGACAUUUUGUCGUAAGGUGUUGCCAUAGACUGUAUAUAGGCUGCACAGGCGCCAUGGGCUCCUUGCUCUGCUCAAGGUUUGUAACUGUUUUCAUUGCGUGUGCUCUGCCGCGCGACACUGCUUCAGGCGGUGAAAAAGAUUUGAGGUAUUCCCUGACUUUGUAAAGAACAUGUACUCGACUCAAUUUCCUUCGCACUUUACUCUGCUUCAUGUCCAACCUCAAAAAACCAAAAUGCCUCCACACCACCGACGUUUUCGUGCCAGUGUUGUCGACGAUGUCGUCACCUGUUGAGCCUUCAUCUGCACUUCUGCUCUCAUUUUCUUUUUUUCCUCACCAACAGUGCUGUCGGCUUCACGUGUUAAAGUGCUGUGGUUGCGUGUAGCCACAGCCUGCUACUAAGCAGUUGUUUGCUACUUGGUUCUAAUUCAGCACAAUCGGUUCAGUGUGACCUGGAGCAACUUCCCUUUUCAUUGGCUAUUCAUAUCAUCUACCAAAACAUGGCAGCAUGCCGGCUAUCGAAAAGUAUAUUGACCAGUAUAUUGAAGUUAUUUUUUGAUAUAUGUCAUUAUCUUUUUGUCGCUCAGCCCUAGUUUGGUAUUUGUCAGUGAAAUGAUUCCAGUGUCGUAUAUUCAGUUGAUACCAAGCCCACCAUCCUCAGGAUCUCAAAUGUUUGUUCUCCCCUCAGUCGCCGUCCUCAGUACCAGCCUCUGUCACUGAAACGACUGCAGUACCUGAUUGAUCUGGGACGAGUUGAUCCCACACAGCCUAUAGACCUGACUCAGCUGGUCAACGCCAGAGGAGUGACAGUCCAGCCUUUGAAGAGGGACUUUGGGGUCCAGCUGGUUGAUGAGGUACUUGUCACCUACUUAAAGCUUAUUGUUUAAGAUGGACUCAGCCUCAGUCCUUGAAAGUGAUUUAAAGCUCUCUCAUCUUCAAAGGUUAAAAUCUUUGUUUUCUGGAGUCUCAAUAUUCUACCACAAAACUUCCGGUUUCUUCUGGUCCUGAUAUGCAGAUGUAAAUGAAUGUUACAGAGUCUAUUCUGUGAUUUAUACUAGAGAUGACCUCUGCUUAGAGAACCAACAUUCAGGGGGUCUGAAUUUCCAGCGUGGGGUGUGUUUUUAACCUUUGUUUGUUAUAUUUCUGAAGUCCACACAGAAACAAUCCAUCUGACCUUACAUUUUUUGUCAAUGUCCUUUACAUUCACUCAGUAACUUUGUUUUAUCAUCUUCUACCAGUAGGUGGCAGCACAUCACAAAGUUAUCAUUCUGUCACAGACUUGGACGUUGCCUCUGUUGCCAGUCUUUCACCUUUUCAUGUGUUUUCUGUUUCAGGGUGCUGACAUUUUUGCUGCCAAAAUCAACAUAGAGGUUCAGAGAGCGUCAGAAGAAGCCAUAGCUGCUAUUGAGAAGAAUGGAGGGGUCAUCACUACAAGUUUCUAUGAUCCCAUAAGUCUCGGUAUAAGAAACCAAUGAUCCACAGCAAAUGGUUCAUCCUAUUAGUGUUUAUUUUGAGACUAAAAAAUAUUACCCUUCUCUGUCAUUUUUUUAGGGAUUCUUAUUAAGCCUGUGCCGUUCUUCGUGCGAGGACAGCCCAUCCCAAAGCGAAUGUUACCAGGGGAGGACAUGGUCCCUUACUACACAGGAGCAGAGAACAGAGGCUACUUAGCAGACCCAGAGAAAAUCCAGCAGGCCCGGCUCGCCCUGGCACAGAAGUACGGAUAUGUUUUACCAGAUAUUUCAAAGGACGAACUCUAUCACAUGCUGGCUAUGAGGAAGGACGCCCGACAGAUCUUCUUUGGCCUCUCUCCGGGCUGGGUCGUUAACAUGGCAGAGAAGAAGAUCCUGAAACCUACUGAUGAGAAACUUGUAAAAUAUUACAACUCCUAUGUGUGAGGAGAAGUCAGAUAAAUCUCUAUGUACAAUAUGGUGGCGGAAGUCAGGAGAAAUUAGAGUUUGAUGUUGAAUCGUGUUUCCAUUUUAUAUUAAAAAUAUGAGAAAACAUCACCCUGUGUCUGUGAAUGAAGAUUAUUCAUUAAAAUUAACUGAAACUUGAUUUCCAAAUAUA
Messenger RNA from Xyrichtys novacula (pearly razorfish), 2832 nucleotides. The record is from the annotation of a GenBank genome assembly. Lineage: Eukaryota; Metazoa; Chordata; Actinopteri; Labriformes; Labridae.